Messenger RNA from Vicia villosa (hairy vetch), 2116 nucleotides. RefSeq lists its product as uncharacterized. The transcript is spliced from 5 exons. The record is from RefSeq and is a predicted model, not a curated record. NCBI's taxonomy places the organism in Eukaryota, Viridiplantae, Streptophyta, Magnoliopsida, Fabales, Fabaceae. The coding region runs from base 173 to 2116 and encodes 647 amino acids.
AAAAGAGAAAAAUACAUUUAAACCAAAUAUUUGUUAUAGAACAUUAUUGAAUAACGAACCGAAGGUAUUGCGCGCCUUUUGUACUCUCUCUCUCUCUGACUCAUCACUCACUCUCUCCUUCGCUGCACAGGAACUGAAUCGCCAACACCAUUUCAUUAGUUCACAAAAAGUUAUGAUCAACACUCCGUUAAUCGAUUCUUUGCCUCCCCUCCCAUUAAGGGCUUUGCAAAUUGUUUCUAGUAAAGUGAAAAGCCAUAUCCGCGACGAAAUUGGUGAUUCUAAAUUUUGCAUACUUGUUGAUGGAGCGCGAGACGAAUCGCAGAAGGAACAAAUGGCUGUUAUUUUGAGAUUUGUUGAUAAAGAAGGGUUUAUACAAGAGCGAAUGUUCGAUAUCGUGCAUGUUAAAGACAGUAAUUUGCAGUCCUUAGCUCUUAAGGAAGAAAUUUGUGAUGUACUUUCUCGAUAUAAUCUUGAUGUUUCGAACAUUCGUGGUCAAGGGUAUGAUGGUACUAGCAAUCUGAGAGAUCAAUGGAAUGAUUUACAAACGCUAUUUUUGAAUGAAUGUCCUUAUGCAUACCACAUUCAUUGUUUUGCACAUAAGUUGGAACUUGCAUUGAUUUGUGCGUCGUCGGAAGUUUAUGCAAUUCAACAAUUCUUCUUGAUAUUGAAUUUUAUUGUCAAUAUUUUCAGUUCUUGUACUAAGCCCGGUGAUACUAUACUAGCUGCCAAGUUAGACGAAAUCUCGCUUUUGCUGGAGAUCGAUGAGCUUGAAACUGACAAAGAGGCGAGUCGUUCUUCUACUUUGCAACGAGUUGGUGAUGAUCGUUCGAGGUCACAUUUUUCUUCUAUUUGUUGCUUGAUUAGUAUGUAUGAUUCAGCAUGUUAUGUUUUGGACGGAUUAUCUCAUGAUGAAGAGUCGAGUUGUGAUCAACGUGAGAAUGCUUCUAUUGCUUACGAUAUCUUGAUUACAUUUGAGUUUGUAUUGAUCUUGCAUUUGAUGAAAAAUAUUAUGGCGAUAACUGAUAUUCUUUGUCAAGCUUUACAACACGAAUAUCCAGAUGUUGUUAAUGUCAAACAUAUAGUUCGUUCUACCAAAGCAAUGCUUCAAAAUAUGAAACAGAAUGGUUGGGAUAAGUUGUUGAAAAAUGUUAAAUGUUUUUGUGAUAAAAAUGUUAUCAUGGUUCCUCAGCUCGAUGCUCCGUAUGAAGCAGGACCAUGGCGUUCUCGUGAGAAAAACGAUCACAUCACAACAGAGCAUUAUUUUAGAGUAGAGGUAUUUUUUACUGUCAUCGACAAACAGAUACAAGAGUUGAAUAGCAGGUUUAGUGACCAAGCAAUGGAGUUGUUAACUCUAAGCUCUGCAUUGGUUCCUAAGGAUACUUACAAAGCUUUUAACAUUGAUCAAAUUGGCACUCUUGUAGAAAAAUAUUAUCCUAUGGAUUUCAAUGAGCAGGAAAAGAUUGAUUUACGAUGUCAACUUCAACAUUUCAUUACUGAUGCUCGUCAAGAUUCAAAGUUGAAGAAUUUGUCAACUAUCGAAGAAUUGUGUACAUGUUUGGCUGAAACAAAAAAGUCCGAAGUUUACUACUUGAUUGACAGACUUCUUCGCAUUAUCAUGACUCUUCCGGUUUAUACGCCUACAACCGAAAGGUCUUGUUCAGCAAUGAAAACUUUCAAGACUUUGCUGAAAAACAUGAAGGAAGAUGAGUUUGAUGCAAGCUGUAUGAUAGUUUACAUUGAAAGGGAGAUUGCAAUAAGUUUGAGAAUUGAUUCUGAUGAGUUCGAGUCACUCAAAGAACCCAAUGACUCACGCCCAUGUAGCUCUGCAAAUGAUUGCACUAUCAGACCAUCAGAGUUGCUCAGCGAAGAAGAAUCUAAAGAAGAAUCCGACAAAGAAUCUGAUGGAUCCCUUCCGCCUCAAGUUGUUGAAGAGAUGGUUGAGGAUGAAAUCUCACCUAGAUAUAAUACAACCAUUCUGUUAGAGAUGGUGCAUCAACCAAAUCUAAUCAGAUUGUUUCUCUUUGUACCUUUCAAAGGACCUGAAGGAGUAGUGCUGAUUCAAUUUUCCUAUCUUGACAAACAAGUUCACAGUUUUGUUUUUACUCGAGGCUCUUGA